CCCGCUUGCCCACCAAGUCCUACUAUCUAUCCUCUCUCGCUCUCUCUCCCUCUUUCCACCUCGCGAUGUUCUCACCCGAAGAUCACCGUAUGUUAUCCUACGCGACGAGAUCGGCGCCGGUAGAUCACCGGAGAUGGAAACCGUCACUAGAGAUAGCCCCGAAUUGCCCUCGCUGUGAUUCCUCAAACACCAAAUUCUGCUAUUACAACAACUACAGUCUCACCCAGCCCCGGUACUUCUGCAAGGGCUGUCGAAGGUACUGGACCAAAGGCGGCUCACUCCGCAACGUCCCCGUCGGAGGCGGUUGCCGCAAAAACCGCCGUGGUAAAUCGGCUCGACUUUCCUCCGAUUCAAUAACCUCCUCCACAUCAUCAAGCAGCAGCCUACGGAUUGAUACCACCAGAGUACUGGACUCCGGGCUUCGCCCUGACCAAGCACUCGAUGACAUGUUCGACACUUAUUACCCGAGUUCGGAUUCUGGCGGUUCGAAUAUAGAUAUGGCAGUUAUGUAUGCUAGGUACUUAAACCAGGUGCCUGAUAAAUUGCCUGUAGAGAUUGACGAUUCAUUUGGAUUUAUUGGAUCCGUGACAGCCGAGUUGUCAUCGUCGUCAACACCAUCAACUGAUAUGAACUGCCAGACUGUUAGUCAAGCAGAUGAAGGCAAUCUGGGAUUUAUGGCGAGCAAUUGUGGGAUGGAGGAGUCUGUUGUGUUUCCUCGCUUGGAGUACUCAUCUUCGAUGUUGCCGGAGAUGAACGGGGGAGAUGUGUUUUCCAUGAAUUGGGGUUCGGUCUAUCCGAAUAUGCCGUGGCCGGCGCAGGAGCAGAAUCUCGCCGUGGCGUCUACACGGGUACAGCAAGAAAUUGGAUCUAAUCAUCAUUUUCAAGAACUUGUGGUUGGAGAUUGGAGCUCUAUGGAUCAAUCUGGGUUUGAAGCAUUUUAGAUGGUGGGUGUAGUAUUCAGUUUCUCUUCGAUCUCUAAAUAUCCUUUGUUCUUGUUUUCCUAUAUAUAUCUAUUUGUCUUGCUUUUGGUAUAUAGAGCAGCGGUGAUAAGGAUUGAAUUCAAUAAGAUUAAUAAAAACAACACCACGCCAUAUUUUCCUGGCGAGAUUGUGUGAAGA
Dendrobium catenatum is the source of this 1118-nucleotide messenger RNA. RefSeq names its product dof zinc finger protein DOF1.2-like. Lineage: Eukaryota; Viridiplantae; Streptophyta; Magnoliopsida; Asparagales; Orchidaceae. Bases 66 to 941 code for a protein of 291 amino acids. Gene Ontology annotation, biological process: regulation of DNA-templated transcription. The record is from RefSeq and is a predicted model, not a curated record. Gene Ontology annotation, molecular function: DNA-binding transcription factor activity; DNA binding. The transcript has a single exon.